This is a messenger RNA of Staurois parvus, 331 nucleotides long. The record is from the annotation of a GenBank genome assembly. NCBI's taxonomy places the organism in Eukaryota, Metazoa, Chordata, Amphibia, Anura, Ranidae.
GGCAGCACUGAUAUAUGGCACUGAUAGGCGGCACUGACUGGCACUGUUAGGUGGCACUGACUGGCACUGAUAGGCGGCACUGACUGGCACUGAUAGGUGGCACUGAUUGGCAGCACUGAUGGCAUUGAUAGGUGGCACUGGCUGGAACUGAUGGGUGACACUGAAAGGCAGCUCAGAUGGGCACUGAUUUGUGGCAUUGAUGUGCACUGGCAGGCACUGAUAUGUGGCAUUGAUGUGGCACUCAUGGGCACUGGCACGUGGCACUGUUCAGCACUGACAGCUGACACUGAUGGACACUGACAGGUGGCACUUCUGGGGCCACACUGACCAU